CGUGGCAACGCCGUCGCGUUCGCGAAGGAAUCGACGAGGUGGUGGUGGUGGGGGCGUCACUCAGAAAAUCGACGAGGGGGAGGGAGUCGCAAAACGAUGGCGGCUUUGGCGCUCGCGUUGCGUUCAUCGGCGAGGCUCUGCGGGGCUGCGCGCCGCGGGGCCGCCGCCGCCGCCGCCGCGACCUCAUCGUGCGGGCCGCGCAGAGGCGCCGCUCACUUCACGUUCGUGGCGGACCCUGCACCGACUCAGUACGGAGAAACUCAGAAGAUGAAUCUCUUCCAAUCCGUAAACAGUGCCAUCGAUGACUCUCUUGCCAACGACCCAUCUGCCGUGGUGUUUGGAGAGGACGUCUCGUUUGGAGGAGUAUUCCGCUGCACAGUCGGGCUUCUCGACAAAUACGGCAAGGACCGCGUGUUCAACACGCCGCUGUGUGAGCAAGGCAUCGUGGGCUUCGCCAUCGGCAUGGCCGUCACUGGAGCUACCGCCAUCGCCGAAAUCCAGUUUGCCGACUACAUCUUCCCGGCGUUCGACCAGAUCGUGAACGAGGCCGCCAAGUACCGCUACCGCUCCGGGAACAUGUUCAACUGCGGGGGGCUCACGGUGCGUGCGCCCUGGGGCUGCGUGGGUCACGGCGCGCUCUACCACUCGCAGAGCCCCGAGGCCUUCUUCGCUCACGUGCCCGGCAUCAAGGUGGUUAUUCCGAGGGGGCCCAUUCAAGCCAAGGGGCUGCUGCUGUCCUGCAUCAACGACCAGAACCCCUGCAUCUUCUUUGAGCCGAAGGUUCUGUACCGAGCCGCAGUGGAGCAGGUGCCAGUGGGGCCCUACGAGCUGCCGCUGUCCCAGGCCGAGGUGCUGCAGGAGGGCAGCGACGCCACGCUGCUCGGGUGGGGCACGCAGGUGCACGUGCUGCGGGAGGUGGCCGCCAUGGCCCAGGAGAAGCUCGGCGUGUCGUGUGAACUCAUCGACCUGCAGACCAUCCUGCCCUGGGACAUGGCGACCGUGUGCGAGUCCGUGGUGAAGACGGGCCGGCUGCUCGUGGCGCACGAGGCUCCAUACACCAGCGGAUUCGCGGCGGAGAUCGCCACCACGGUGCAGGAGCAAUGCUUCCUGAACAUGGAGGCGCCCGUGCACCGCGUGUGUGGCUUCGACACGCCCUUCUCCCACAUCCACGAGGUCUUCUACAUCCCCGACAAGUGGCGCUGCUUCGAAGGAAUCCGCAAACUCAUGGCCUAUUGAGCGACCGAGAUGGGGGGUGGGGAGGUGGAGGUGGGGGGGUCGGGGCAAAGCCCUCGGGUCUCCGCCGUUCUCAGGAUCGUGGGGGGGGGGCGUCUCGCCUGCCUAAGUCAAACCCUUUCACAUUGCGCUCAGCAGUCGCGCAAAGCAGGAGGGUGGAUUCCGAGGCCUCCGUGGUGCAGGUUGAACGAUUAAAAUUUAUCAUUGCUUUGAGCAGUGUUAGGAGGGGGGGGUGACUUUUUGCGGUGGGCAGGGAACCACACAAAACAUCUUAAAUACACGGGAUUUUGUUUUUGAAGUUGCGUGAAUUUUGCAAUUUCACGCAAGCUGCUUCAUUUGAAUGACUUUUACGAUCGCUUCAAACGAACUCGCUUGUUGGGCCGAUUCGUUGAACUUCGGGGUAAAUAUACGCGACGUGCAAUGACUGCCGCUCCGUGCCCUGUGUCCGGUACCAUGCGACCGCAUCGCGGAGACGCUGCACGCGGAUGGUGAGGCUAAUUUGAGAGGCAGGGAGAGAGGCAGUCGGUCACGGGCAGAGAGACAACCGGUGUUAAGCCUGGACUUUGACAGGGGCGGGCAGUCGACCGCGUGGACCGCUGGGGUGAGGGGGUUCCGAUCCGUGAAUGUCGGCCGAUGCUUCACUGCUUCAGCACCCAAGCUGCUAACUCC
Molecule: messenger RNA, 1902 nt
Organism: Petromyzon marinus (sea lamprey)
Lineage: Eukaryota; Metazoa; Chordata; Hyperoartia; Petromyzontiformes; Petromyzontidae
Gene: BCKDHB
Product: branched chain keto acid dehydrogenase E1 subunit beta
Biological process (GO): branched-chain amino acid catabolic process; response to nutrient
Cellular component (GO): oxoglutarate dehydrogenase complex
Source: RefSeq, a predicted model, not a curated record